AUGUCCAAGCCUCGCGUCAUUUACUGGUACUCCACCUCCUAUCCCUUGUGCGCGAGCCAUUCUAGCCCCGUGUGCUGAUGUGCCACAGGUUUCGAACCGACUUACGGCUCCAUGACAAUCCCGCGCUCAAAGCGGCACUGGACCUCAAGCCAGAAGUGCUGUACCCAAUCUGGUGUUGGGACAGUCAUUGUACGGUGAUGCCGAACACCAUUCCCAGACCCGGGUGCUGACCAUCAACUGCUGGUGUCUAGAUGUUUACCGCGCCAGGGUCGGAGUCAAUCGAUUCCAAUUCCUGAUGGACUGCCAGAAUGAUCUCUCCAAGAGCAUCACGAAGCUCAACAAGAAGAGCAAAUUAUUCGUCAUGCGAGAGCCGGCGCUCACGCUGUUGCCGAAGCUGUUCAAGGCGUGGAAGAUCUCGCAUCUCGUGUUUGAGAAGGACACCGAUGCCUAUGCCCGGGAUCGCGACCACGAGGUCAUGGAGAUGGCGAAGAAAGCUGGCGUCCAGGUCAUCGUCAAGUCUGGUCGCACGCUCUGGGACAGCGAUGAGAUCGUCAAGGCAAAUGGUGGCAAGCCUACGAUGAGCAGCACGCAGCUCCAGGCGGCCGGGGCCAAGGUUGGGGAGAUCGCCGCGCCAGUGGCAACGCCUACAUCUCUCCCGGAUCCGGGGGACAUGAAACUGGACGAGAUCGAACAGACACAACCCGACCCGAAACCGGACUUCAACGAGAACCAUCGUGAUGGACAAGAGAGAUCGUACAGCUCUGGCAUUGCUGGUCCCAAGGGAGACUACGCGCCACCCUCGACGGGGGAAUUGGGCAUGCCAUCUGCCACAACACCUCAUAAAGGCGGCGAGAGUGUCGUCUUGAAGGCCCUGGAUGCCAUGUUUGGCGACGAGGAUUACGUUGCUACCUUUGAGAAGCCGAAGACUUCGCCCGCGGCCUUUGAGCCACAAUCGACGUUUCUGACCUCUCCGUACCUGCACUUCGGUGCUCUGAGCUGCCGCUACGUACGUAUCACAAGUUCUUGAUUGCGAUGGCCCCGCUGAUGUCUUCAUGAUAGUUCUACCAUAAAACCGAGGAGCUCAUCGAAAAGCGCAAGAAGACUAAAAAGCCCUGCUCCAGCCCACCAGAAAGUCUGACGGGACAGCUCCUCUUCCGAGACAUGUACUUCGCCUGCCAGGCUGCUCUGGGUUGGAGCUUUGGUCAAACGUAUAACAACAGCCAUUGCCGCUUUGUGCCGUGGCAUUUACCCAGCAAGGUGAACGUGCGCACGAAAAUUGUCACGGGAGAGUACGAAGUCGACGACGAGGAAAAAGAGGUCUGGUUCCAACGGUGGCGAGACGGCACGACCGGAUUCCCGUGGAUCGACGCGAUCAUGCGCCAACUCCGCCAGGAAGGUUGGAUCCACCACCUGGCGCGGCACUCCGUCGCCUGCUUCCUCACCCGCGGCGGGGCGUACAUUUCCUGGGAACGCGGCGCCGACGUCUUCGAAGAGCUGCUCCUCGACCACGAAGCCGCGUGCAACAUCGGCAACUGGCAAUGGCUCAGCUGCACGGCCUUCUUCGCCCAGUUCUACCGCUGCUACAGCCCCAUUGCCUUUGGGAAGAAAUGGGACAGCAACGGCGAUUACAUCCGCCGAUACGUCCCGGAACUCCAGGCCCUGCCGGCCAAGUACAUCUUCGAACCCCACAAGGCUCCGAUCCAGGACCAGAAAAAGGCCGGCGUUCUCAUCCGGGGCGAUGGAUCCGAGACGGAAAGCGAUGGCGGCCAUCGGCUGUAUCCGAAGCCCAUGUUUGAUUUCAACGAGCGCCGCGAGAUUUGCAUUCAGGGCAUGAAGCAGGCGUAUCACGUCAAGAUGUACGGGGACGAUCCGCGAGUGCUGGAUGGGUCGUGGAAGCAGGCGUUUGAUGACUCCGCCGAGGGUCCCACGGCUGGGGAACAUGGUGGGCCGGGAGGACUGGACACUUUCGAUGAUGCUGAUGCGGAUGGGACUGAAGAAGAGGGCGGCGGCGGCGGCGGCGAGGAGGGCCGUGGCGCGGGUUCCAAGAAGGCAACGAAGCAGAGUCCCAAGAGUCCGCAGGCGGCGUCGCGGCGCGGACAUAAGCGAGAGCACAGCCAGGGCACGUUGGAUGGGGCUUUCGAGAAGAAGCGCGCGAAAUGA
Lecanosticta acicola is the source of this 2160-nucleotide messenger RNA. The record is from the annotation of a GenBank genome assembly. NCBI's taxonomy places the organism in Eukaryota, Fungi, Ascomycota, Dothideomycetes, Mycosphaerellales, Mycosphaerellaceae.